AUGAAAGAAAUUGAAAUGUUAAACAAAUUAAAGCUAUCAAUUGAGUCAAUUUAUCCAAGAUAUGAUUUAUUAUCUAAACCAAUUUUGGAUAAAUAUUACAUGACAAUUAGGAUUGAUAAUAUUUUAAAUGAAUUACUUGAAACAUUACAAUUAAUAGAAAAUUGUAUUGAUU
Messenger RNA from Entrophospora candida, 172 nucleotides. The record is from the annotation of a GenBank genome assembly. Lineage: Eukaryota; Fungi; Glomeromycota; Glomeromycetes; Entrophosporales; Entrophosporaceae.